UCUCUUUUGUGCCCUGUGUCAUCAUUAUUAGGGUUUUAAAUAGUUGUUGUUAUAACUUAUAACUAUUGCUGCCGUGUCACAAUUUUUGAUAUUGCCGAAACACAAACCACAGAUGAAGCCGUGGUUUUACCAACGGAUUUGGACCGACACAUUUUCAAACCAACGACAACAAAUCCUUAAACUCAACCACACACUUUCACACCUCACACGAACAAACCAAUUCACCGAUUCUCUCCAUCUUUUUACCAAAAUCCACUCCUCCCAUUUCACCAAACCAGAUCACUACACUCUCUCAACCGUCAUAACUGCCACUUCCAAAACUUGCCACGUUACCACUUUCGGUAGCCAGCUUCAUUCCUUCGCAAUUCAAACGGGCCUCAAAGCCCAUUCCCACGUCGCCAAUUCCCUCCUCUCUCUGUACUCCAAAUCCCGUGACAUUGUUUCAGUUCAGCUCCUUUUUCAAGAUAUUAAAUUCCCUGAUGUUUAUUCAUGGACAACGCUUUUAUCUGCUGUUACUAAAUUGACCCAUUUUGAUAAUGCACUCCAUGUGUUUGAUAAAAUGCCGAAAGGCCAUGUUGCUGUUUGGAAUGCUAUUAUUACUGGGUGUAGUGAUAAUGGACAUGAACACUUUGCUUUUAAGUUUUUUAAAGACAUGUUUAGGAUGAAUGUUAGGCCUGAUAAUUACACAUUUGCCACUAUGUUGAGUUUGUGUAAUUUAGAGCUUUUGGAUUAUGGAAAACAUGUUCAUUCUGUGGUUUUCAAAAGUGGGUUUUUGGUUAUGACUUCCGUGGUUAAUUCUCUUAUUACAAUGUAUUUUAACUGUGGAUGUGUUGUGGAAGCUUAUGAGGUGUUUGAGGAGACAGAAGGUUUGAUUCGCGAUCAUGUUACGUAUAAUGCGAUGAUAGAUGGUUUUGUGAGCGUGGAAAGAUUUGAAGAUGCAUUUUUAAUGUUUAGGGAUAUGCAUAGGUGUUGUGUUUGUUUGACUGAAGUUACUUUUGUGAGUGUGAUGAGUUCUUGUUGUUGUUUGAGAGUUGGGUGCCAAGCCCAAGCUUUGGCUGUUAAGAUGGGGUUUGAUCGUGGUUAUAUUGCUGUUAACAAUGCAACGAUGACCAUGUAUUCUUGCUUUGGGGAGGUGAAUGAGGCUCGAAAUGUUUUCGAGAGAAUGGAAGAAAGUAAGGAUCUUGUUUCAUGGAACAUAAUGAUUUCAAUGUUCUUUCAAGAGAAUAUUAAUGAGGAAGCAAUCUUGACAUAUUUGAAAUUGAGGAGGACGGGAAUUGAACCGGAUGAGUUUACGUAUGGAAGUUUGCUAGGGGCCUCAGACUCGUUGCAAAUGGUGGAGAUGAUCCACUCCCUUCUUUUCAAACAUGGGCUUGCCAAAGUUGAAGUUUUGAAUGCAUUGAUUUCUUCCUACGGUAGAAAUGGAAAGAUAAUGUGUGCCUUUCAAAUCUUCUCUGAUCUUCCCUACAAAAGUUUGAUAUCUUGGAAUAGUAUCAUAUCUGGUUUCUUGAUAAAUGGAUGCCCAGUUCAAGGGUUAGAGCAAUUUUCUGCAUUACUUAAUACACAUCUCAAGCCAAAUGCUUAUUCCCUCAGUCUUGUUUUGAGUAUUUGUUCUUGCAUUUCGGCUAUGGAUCACGGGAAACAGGUUCAUGGUUACAUACUGCGACACAGUUUUGAUUCAGAAAUUUCAUUGGGUAACGCCCUGGUGACAAUGUACUCCAAAUGCGGAUCUCUAGACGGGUCAUUGUGUGUAUUUAAUGCAAUGGUUGAAAGAGAUACAAUCACUUGGAAUGCUAUCAUAUCUGCUUAUUCACAACAUGGACAAGGCGAAGAAGCCGUGCGCUGUUUCGAGGCAAUGCAAACCUCCCCUGGAAUCAAACCAGAUCAGGCUACCUUUACUGCAGUUCUUACAGCUUGCAGUCAUACAGGUUUAGUUGACGAGGCUACCCAUAUUUUCGAUAUCAUGGUGAGAAUUUACGGAUAUAUGCCGAGUGUGGAUCAUUUUUCGUGCAUAGUUGAUCUGCUGGGUCGCAGUGGUUACCUUGACGAGGCAGAAAGUGUAAUUACAAAUGGAUAUUUCGGAGCACAUUCCAAUAUGUGCUGGUCAUUGUUCAGUGCUUGUGCAGCUCAUGGUAAUUUAAGACUAGGAAGAAAGGUUGCUAGAGUUCUCUUAGAAAGAGAACACAACAAUGCAUCGGUUUAUGUGCUUUUAUCGAAUAUAUGUGCAGCAGCAGGCCAGUGGGAAGAAGCAGCUAAACUGAGAGACACGAUGAAACAAUUUGGGACGACAAAGCAACCUGGCUGUAGUUGGAUCACAACCUAAGACUUAGGGUGAUGUGAUAUGCAAGAUAUUCAAAGUGGAGUUCCUAUGCUUGCAUUAAAAGGUAAAACUGGCUAAAGUGGCUGGUUUUUAUGCAAGAUCUUCCAAUCUUUAUAUUCACAGUGAAGGUUAAAGAAGCCAAAGUUUGAACUUUUUUACUUGAGGGAAGUGGUUGGCUGGGUGUGGAGAUAGUGGAACCUUCUAAUAGUGUGUGUUGAACAAGGGAUGUUAAUGAAGUCAUGUAUAGUUUUAGAGAGUAGAUAAUCAUUUCAUUAGGCUUUGUUUAGCCUUAGCAAUAGUUGAGUGAACAUUUGGUGUUUCUGACAUGUUCCAAUUUGAAAUUUAUUUGUGAAAGAAGAGUAUUGUUGU
Messenger RNA from Cicer arietinum (chickpea), 2686 nucleotides. The record is from RefSeq and is a predicted model, not a curated record. NCBI's taxonomy places the organism in Eukaryota, Viridiplantae, Streptophyta, Magnoliopsida, Fabales, Fabaceae.